Molecule: messenger RNA, 1197 nt
Organism: Rosa chinensis
Lineage: Eukaryota; Viridiplantae; Streptophyta; Magnoliopsida; Rosales; Rosaceae
Product: polyadenylate-binding protein 2
Exons: 4
Coding region: 563-946 (127 amino acids)
Molecular function (GO): RNA binding
Source: RefSeq, a predicted model, not a curated record
UAGAUUGAGGGUGGUCAAUGUAUUCUGAUGUAUCAUUAGCUGUCGCUAGAGACCAGACAUGUCUUCUGUACGGUCAAAUGAAAAAAUACAAAAGUUCAAAGAUGGAAGGAAAAAAAUUGUCUGAUAUAAAAAAAAGUAUAAAUAAUUGCAAAGGUGAAAAAAGGAAAAAAGGAAAAAAGAAAAAAGAAAAAAGAAAAGAAAAACAUGAAAGAAAAAAGAAGAAUGAAUUGGAAAAAAAAAAAAAAAAACUUGGAAAGUUUACAACAGUGGGUUGUAGAUGACAUGAUUUAUUUAGGAAAAAAGUAGAGUGAAUUUCCAGAAGAUAUUCCAAGAGAAGGAUGGGAAAGAAGGAGGUAGGAUGUGAAUUAUGAGGCUCCAACUUCAAUACAAGAGAGGGGGUGCGUCUUUGAAGAGGAAAGGAAAGAUGGGUUUGCAACUGUAGUUGCAGAGGUUCUCUGCUGUUGGAUGCUGUUGUUUGGUGCCUCAGGAAUGUGUCUAUUUGGCAAAUGUGGUGAGGGUACAUGAUCCUGCUUUCCUAUGGCCUAAGUUCUCUAAUUUGACAAUGGUGUUCAUCCAAGUUGAUUAUGCAUGCACACCUGAAGAAGUACAGCAGCAUUUCCAAUCAUGUGGCACAGUUAACAGAGUGACUAUACUGACAGAUAAAUUUGGCCAACCAAAGGGUUUUGCCUAUGUGGAAUUCCUUGAAACAGAAGCCGUUCAAGAGGCUCUUGUUCUGAAUGAAUCUGAGUUGCAUGGUCGGCAAUUGAAGGUUUUGCCUAAAAGGACCAACGUUCCUGGUAUGAAGCAAUUCCGCCCUAGACGCUUCAAUCCUUAUAUGGGUUACCGCUUCAGGAGGCCAUAUGUACCCCCUUACUUCUACUCUCCUUAUGGAUAUGGGAAGGUUCCCAGAUUCAGAAGGCCAGCACGAUAUAUGCCCUACUACUAGAAGACUGUUUGCAUCUGAUUGAUGGUUACAUCAUCUAGUAUAAGACCAUUAUAUUCGUAUUAUGAAUAGUUAAACUCUGCUUAUCCUGGUAAUUCUAGACAGGAUCAUUAUUGCGGAAGUGGUACAAAAUACAUUUAGCCUUAUUGUCAUUUAACGAUGUGUUUGUGAAUUAUGCACUCUGUGUGAUGUGAACUAGCUAAUAAUGGUUUUUUUUUUUUUAUGGAAAAUGUUGUAGCAUAUUACAUUCUUUU